AAAAAGUGUAUUCUCUUUCAUUCACUUCACUUUUCGUGCUGACAGUGUUUAGACAGUGUCUAACACCAGGUCUGUCAGAGUCUGAACACGAUGCUCACCGUCAGGAUAGCUUUAGCGGUUAGCGUGCUACACAUCCAGAGCUGGCUGGGUGCUUGUCUUUCAGAUGACAAGUUCAGUCUUCAAAACGUGGGAACUCAGGCUUGCUUGGGGGUCCUGGGGAAACGUUGCGUUGACCUGUGCUGGGCUUCCUACGGGCGAAUCCUUCUGCUAAGCUCUAACAAGUGCCUGGGUGCCCAUGGCAAGACUGAGGGCAGUGCGCUGGGCUGGUACGACUGCGACGAGACCAGUGAGCUCCAGCAGUGGGAAUGCAACAACACCCUGGUGGCCCUCAAAGGCCAGAAGAUGUUCAUUCGCAGCUCCAGCAACAUUAACUUAGAGUUAUCCAAAGACACAGGACCUCAAAGCCAGUUUGUCAUCUAUGGAACCUCCGAUGGCCCGUGUACCAGAACUCACAGGGAGUAUUUCACUAUUUCAGGGAACGCGAAUGGCCGACCAUGCCAGUUUCCUUUCUAUUACAAAAAUAAAAGUUUUGGAAGCUGUACUACAUUUGAUUCGACCACUAAGCGUACCUGGUGUUCAGUCACUACCAAAUAUACAGAUGAACUCUGGGGAUACUGCCCAACUACAUCUACUGCUUAUUGGACCAAGAACCCAGUGACAAACGAGUUCUACCAACUCAACGUCCAAUCAGCUUUGACUUGGCACCAAGCCAGUCAGAGCUGUCAGCAGCAGGAGAGUGACCUGGUCUCCAUAUCUGAGCCCCACGAGCAUGCUUACGUUGCAGGACUUUUGGGAAAUGUGAAACAAAAGCUGUGGAUUGGUCUGAACAGUCUGGAUCAGGAAAGUGGCUGGCAUUGGAGCAGUGGAAGGCCUCUGAGUUACCUGAGGUGGGAAGCUGGAAAUCCUCAACCUAACCCUGGACACAGCUGUGCGCUGAUGAACUCAGAGGUGCAGUCUGACUGGCAGAGUUCCCUCUGCACCAAGAAGCUGGGCUACGUCUGUCAGAAGCACAAGACACAACCUCCUGUCGAUCCAGUGGAUCAAGGUUUCUGUACCGCUCCGUGGAUUCCCUACACUGGCCACUGCUUCCAGCUGCACAGAGACCAGAAGACGUGGAUGGAGGCUCGUAACCAGUGUCGCAAGGAGGGGGGGGACCUAGCCAGCCUUCACAACAUCGAAGAGCAAAGCUUUGUCAUCUCUCAACUGGGAUACAGGGUCGAUGAUAUGCUGUGGAUAGGCCUUAACGACCACAAGACUGACCUCUUGUUUGAAUGGAGCGACCAGUCCAGUGUGAGAUUCACCCACUGGAGUGUUGGAGAGCCCGCCCACAGUCAGCGGAGAAAGCACUGUGUUCUCAUUAAUGGCGCGGACGGCAAGUGGAGCGACGCCGCGUGUGAGAACAAACACGGGUUUGUGUGCAAGACCAACUCAGCUCCCAAACCAAGUGGAGGAACUGUGGAGACCAAUCCAGGCUGCAAGCCUGGAUGGAGAAGACAUGGCUCAUAUUGCUACCUCACCGGGGCUGAGGUGAAGACGUUUCAGGAAGCUAAGGAAGCGUGUAGCAGCUCCGGCUCUUAUCUGGCUGACGUUCCAAACGGAAUAGACAAUGCCUUUCUGGUGAGCCUGUUGGGGAGGAGGUCAGAAAAGCACUUCUGGAUUGGUUUGGACAAUAAGAGAAACUAUGAGUUCUUUGAGUGGACAACCAAUCAGGUUGCGACCUAUACUCACUGGAAUGCAGGAAUGCCAGGCAGACUACAAGGCUGCGUUGCCAUAUCAACUGGGAUUGUGGCUGGAUUAUGGGAUGUCCUGAGCUGCACAAAUAAGGAAAAAUAUAUCUGCAAGCAUCUGGCAGAAGGGGUGGUCAGUACAGUUGCCCCAGCAACGCCAGUCCCUUCCAGGUGUGCUGAGGACUGGUCUCCUGUGGGAAAUAGACACAUGUGCUUCAAGUUCUUCACCGGGCCACGGUCAGGGGAGAAGACCUGGUUUGAGGCCAGAGAUUACUGCAGGGCGAUCGGAGGGGACCUCCUCAGCAUCCACAGCAAACUGGACGAGGCUUCAAUCCAUAGGAGAGGUAAAGCCUGGGUGGGCCUCAGCGCUCUGGACCCGCAAACUGGCUGGGCGUGGAGCGACGGAUCUCCGCUCAAUUUCCAAAACUGGAUGGAGGGAGAGCCAAACAGCCAUAUGGCUGUGGAGCUGUGUGUUGAACAUCACUAUGGUGACGAAGGACUAUGGAACGAUAUUCACUGUGAAAGCUACAAUGACUGGUUCUGUCAGAUCCAAAAAGGAGUGACACCACACCCUCCUCCAAAUGACACUAUUGCAGACUACAAUAGCACAGAGGAUGGCUGGCUGCUGUACAAGGGUUAUCAGUAUUACAUCAACCAUGAUACAGAGCACAUGCAGGAGGCCAGAAAGUUCUGCAAAGAUAAUCAUGGUGACCUAGCAACCAUCAACGGAGAAGAGGAAAACAUCUUCUUGUGGAAACAGAUUGCCAGAGAAUAUGGAGAUUAUUAUAUUGGACUAUCAGUGGAUUAUGACAGUUCAUUUGGGUGGAUGGAUGGCUCUCCACUGGUGUUUCAGAGAUGGUACCAGGAAUUUCCGAGCUUUAAAAGUUUCGACGAGAACUGUGUGCUCAUGACCAACAGCAUGGGGUUCUGGCAGAACGUCAACUGUGGGACGGAGAUGAAAUCCUUCUGUAAGAGGAGGGCCACCCCUCCGGUGAACAGCACCGUGGCCCCCACCCCCCCCCCGCGGGGGAGAUGCCCAUCCAACUGGCUCCACUUCAGGUCAAAGUGUUACAAAGUGGUGACGUCUCCGGAGUCUUGGCACGAGGCCAAGGUGAGAUGCAGAGACAUGGCAGGAAACCUGGCUUCCGUCAUUACGAGACAGGUGCAAGUAUUUCUGAUGAGCAUGUCGUCUGGUGGCAGUAUGGACCUGUGGAUUGGUCUGACCAUGUUUGGCCGAGACCAGUUCCUCUGGACUGACAGCCAGCCUUGCAAAUAUGCCAACUGGGCUGAAGGGCAACCUGAUUCUUAUUAUUGGAGAUGGAGUCGCCGAUUUUUUUCCGUAGAGAAUGAGUGUGUUGUGAUGUCCAGUGGGCCCUCCAGUGGGAAAUGGGUGACCAAAAACUGCAACGACACAAAUGCAUACAUCUGCCAGCGCCCACUGGAUCCCAAUCUCCCCCCGGAUCAGCCCACGUCGUACCCCAAAACCCCCAUCAAGUUAGGCAACGAUUCCUACCAGGUUGUGACCCAGAAGAUGAGCUGGAUGGACGCCAAAAGUCAGUGUGAGAGACAGAGCGCUCAGCUGGCCAGCCUUCUGCACGAGGAGGCCCAGGCUUACGUGGAGCUGCAGGUUAUGAAGCUCAACGCUCCUCUGUGGAUUGGUCUCAAUAAGGAAGAGACGGGUGGAUAUUUCAGAUGGAUCGACAACUGGCUUCUGAAACUGACUCACUGGGGCCCAGACGAGCCCGCUAAGAGGAACCCCUGUGUGUACAUAGAUGUGGACGGAAAGUGGAAGACCUCUCUUUGCAACCACACCUACUUCAGUGUCUGCAAACAGUCCAGAGACACCCCCCCAGAGCUACCUGAGCAGUAUGAAGGUGUGUGCACCGUGGAGGAGGAUGGACCAGAAGAGUUGCCAUGGAAAUCGCCCGUCUCCUGGAUACCGUUCCGCGGCCACUGUUAUUCCUUCUCCUUAGACAACGAGGCUUGGAAUUCUGCCAUGAUGGACUGCAUUUCCCUGGGGGCAAGUAUGGUUAGUAUCGAGAAUCCUGCUGAACAAGCUUUCAUCAAAAACCACAUAGAGAUCUUUAAAGACACUCGUACAAGCUUCUGGCUCGGUCUCUACAAAACCGUCACUGGGAAGUGGCUAUGGAUAGAUAAAUCUGUGAUGGACUACACUAACUGGGAUGAGGACAGCCCUGAUAACGAAUAUGGCCAGAUCUCUACAAGCGGGAUGUGGUCCACUGAACACAGGUGGGCCACAGCAGGCCACAUCUGCAAGAAAGCAAAAGUACCACUUCAGAUCUCAAAUCCUACAAAUGCACCUAACCUGGAGGGUAACCAUAGCACCCACGCUGGUAUAGUGGUAGCAAUGGUUCUUAUCGUCCUCUCAUUGGUCGGAGUCGGAGUCUUUAUUAUCUACAAGCGAUCAGGACGAUCCCUGACCAUCCCCUUUGAGAACCCUCUGUAUUUCAACCAAGGACAUUCCAAGGACAACGUUGUAGACAGCAAUAAACUGAUCGAGGAUUAAGGACCCUCAGCCGACGGCACCGUGAUAGGAUAUGUAUUAUAAUCAUUGAAACACAAAUCAUUUUUGCUGAAUCAUUUCUGGUCACGUUUUUUUCUAAAAUGCUGAUUCACUUAGAAGGCAGAUAUGAACCUUCUUGUAUCUGAGACUAGUUCACUGAAUGUUCACCUACAACUCUAUCUUACCUAAACUGUAAAUCAUAAAAUGGUGUCUCAAACGU
This is a messenger RNA of Osmerus eperlanus (European smelt), 4531 nucleotides long. RefSeq names its product mannose receptor, C type 1b (gene mrc1b). The transcript has 31 exons. The coding region runs from base 91 to 4314 and encodes 1407 amino acids. Lineage: Eukaryota; Metazoa; Chordata; Actinopteri; Osmeriformes; Osmeridae. The record is from RefSeq and is a predicted model, not a curated record. Gene Ontology annotation, molecular function: signaling receptor activity.